This is a messenger RNA of Paraphaeosphaeria sporulosa, 2222 nucleotides long. RefSeq lists its product as uncharacterized. Gene Ontology annotation, cellular component: cytosol; mitochondrion. The coding region runs from base 162 to 2075 and encodes 637 amino acids. Gene Ontology annotation, biological process: intracellular glucose homeostasis; glycolytic process; glucose 6-phosphate metabolic process. Gene Ontology annotation, molecular function: fructokinase activity; glucokinase activity; D-glucose binding. Lineage: Eukaryota; Fungi; Ascomycota; Dothideomycetes; Pleosporales; Didymosphaeriaceae. The transcript is spliced from 3 exons. The record is from RefSeq and is a predicted model, not a curated record.
CUCAGGGCAUCGACACCGUGUCCUGGGAUGCGCCUGAAGCCUCCCAUCCCUCACCCGCAGAGCCCCUCGACAGCUGGGAGCCGAGAUUGGUCCAAUCCAAACACAGCAGCGUCCGACCCCGCCGUGUGCAUUGGGCUUGCCAGCCCUUUCGCGCUCAUGCGAUGCGACGCCCCUCAGCCGCCGCCGACCCAACCGCAGGCCGCAGCGACAAGAGCCCAAGUCCGCGACCAGGCGCUGUGCGCGCAAAUUUCUCGCUCUCGACCCACCACGUCUUCAGUGCCCUGGUCGUGCUGCUAGUGCUUGUUUUGCAGUUCCUAGCCCCGCGCCUGCCGCACGAGCUCCUCCGCCUCACGCCCACAAACGACUCUCGCGAUCCCACCCUCUCCGCGUUCUCCCCCCGCGAACACCCUCUGCACAGAGAACCCCCCGUCUGCCCGAGUCCCUCGCAGCGCACCGCGUCCGCCGGCACCUUCAACAAGCGAAUCAACAGAGACACCGCGCGCAGCAUGGCAUUGGCAGAGCAGGCAAAGCGCGUCGCCGACGAGUUCAGCUUCGGGCCCGAUGCCGUCAACAAGGCUGUGAAGGAGUUCAUUCGGGAGAUGGACGAGGGCCUGUUGCAGGAGGGCACAGAGCUGAGCCAGAUCCCCACUUACGUCACUGCCGUCCCCAAUGGCACCGAGAAGGGCCUCUACAUGGCCGUCGACCUCGGCGGCACCAACUUCCGCGUGUGCUCCAUUCAAUUGCAUGGCAACACCACCUUCUCGCUCACCCAGAGCAAGGUCGCCAUACCCAAGGAGCUCAUGGUCGCGAAGACGUCCCAGGAGCUUUUCUCUUUCCUCGCGAAGCAGAUCGAGAACUUCCUCAAGGCGCACCAUGAGGAACACUACACUGGCUUCCUCAGGCGCAGGAAUACCGGAGGAGACGCCAAGGAGGAGGAAAUUUUCAACCUGGGCUUCACCUUCUCGUUCCCCGUGAACCAGAUUGGCAUCAACAAAGGCCUGCUCAUGCGAUGGACCAAGGGUUUUGAUAUUGCUGACGCUGUAGGCAAAGACGUGUGCGCCCUGCUUCAGACAGAAAUCGACGCAUUGGGCCUUCCCGUUCGUGUAGCCGCUCUUGUCAAUGAUACCGUCGGAACCCUCAUGGCUCGCUCGUACACCUCUCCCGGGAAGACCGGUACGCUGCUGGGCGCAAUCUUCGGCACUGGCACAAACGGCGCAUACGUGGAGAAGCUCGACAAGGUCACAAAGCUCACAAAGAGCAAAGACUCGGGCGACUACGACAAGUCGACGGGCGAGAUGAUCGUCAACACCGAGUGGGGCUCGUUCGACAACUCGCUGCGUACUCUCCCGAACACUCCUUACGACACGGAGCUCGACGAGAAGUCUGUGAACCCGGGCAUACAAAUGUUCGAGAAGCGCGUAUCUGGCAUGUUCCUCGGCGAGAUCCUGCGUCUAGCCAUCAUCGGCCUUCUCAAAGACCCCACUUUCCCGCUCUUCCGUGACGAGAACUCGGCACAGAACGACAUCCAUAGCACUACCCAGAUCUACGACAACUCGCCGCUGUACAAGCAGUGGGGCAUUGACACCAGCUUCCUCAGCAUCUGCGCCGGAGACACUAGCCCUGGCUACAGGAUGAUUAGGCAGACCCUGGACAAAGACUACGGCAUCACCGCCGUGAGCGCCGAGGACGCAGAAGCCGUCAGGGCCAUCGCAGCCGCAAUUGGGCGUCGCGCAGCACGUCUUGCAGCCGUUGCGAUUGCUGGCAUUGUCAUCAACACCGGCAGACUAGACGGUGCUAAGGGCACCGCAACAACAGAGCAAAAGGAGGGCAUCAACCCCCCGAGAGGCGACGUGGAGCCCUCCGAAGAGGAUGUCAUCGAUGUUGGUGUCGAUGGCUCGCUCGUGGAAUUUUACCCCAAUUUUGAGGACCACAUUCGCGAAGCGCUGCGCGAGAUAGAAAGCAUUGGCGAGAAGGGUGAGAAGCGCAUCAGAAUUGGGAUUGCCAAGGACGGCUCUGGUGUUGGCGCAGCAUUGAUUGCGCUUGUGGCGGGUAGAGUCAAUGUUGACACGGAGUAGAGGCAACGACGUGAUGAAGAGCUGGUACUGGGGCAAAAUCCAUGGUGACACGAAUCUUGGUGCUAAAUUAGCAUAUACCUACAAUGAAGGAUAAAGUGCGGAGUCAGCUUGCUGCAUAAUGUUUAUGUGAUACGUCGUAAAUACGAU